This is a messenger RNA of Salvelinus sp. IW2-2015, 648 nucleotides long. The record is from RefSeq and is a predicted model, not a curated record. Lineage: Eukaryota; Metazoa; Chordata; Actinopteri; Salmoniformes; Salmonidae.
AUGUGUCUCUCUAUUUUUCUGUCUGUCACUACUAACUAUUUUCCCUUCAGUGUUUUUCUCCUUCAAACCUUUUCAACCUUUGCUAACUCUUUCUCCCCUAACGCCUAUCUGUGUGUGUGUACUCGCGCGUGUGUGUGUGUGUGUGUGUGUGUGUGUGUCAGACUCUGAGCUCGGUGCAGAAGUUGGUGGACAUUGAGCCUUCGCCCGUCAGUGCCAUGAGGAUGACGCUGGCACAGAGUCGUAAGUUGGAGACAGACACGGGGAGCCAGACAGAGGAGCACAGUCUGAACAAGGAGGCCAGGAAAUGGGCAACCAGAAUGGCCCGAGAACACAAGAACAUCGUCCACUACAAGAGAAGCCUGGAGGAGUGUGAGACACUGGGAGUCCCUCAAACAGAGCAGGGCCGGCUUGAUCUGGAGCUGAAGAUAGAGGAUACCAAAGAGAACAUCCGCAAGGCUGAGGUUUGUGUUUGUUAGAAGAAAGGUAGACCUAUAGGCUGCAGUAUACCCUCUUUCCCCCCGCUCUCUAAGUACAGUUGUCUCUCCAUAGAUUCUCUCAGCCUGUCAGACUGUGAAUCAGAUCAAUGCCUCUCCUUCCUGUCCAGGCUGUAUCACAUCCGGCCGUGAUUGGUCCCAUAGGGCGGCGCAC